CGCCACCAUUUCUUCAACUAGACGCGGGAUGUCGCACUUUGCAAUUGAAUUUCUGCGCACUAUACCCAGUAAGUGGAUAUUUUACGCAAAACGGAAAACGAAUGUCCUUCGUAUCGUUUCUUGGAACCGUUGCCAGUGCCCUGGCGAACAAGUUUCUCGGGGCAGCUUCCAGGGCUUGGUUGAGAAGCUCCAUGAUAUACAACAGCACUGCCAAUCAUCGAUUAAUCAUCACUGAUAUGGACCCACAAGACCAAAGUUUGCCCCAUCCGGUACCGGUUCAUCAACCUUCGCGAUGGCGCGUUUUCUCGCCUUCAUUUCACUAAACCACGAAGUAACCAGGCCCACUGUACAGGCAGUAAUCCUCAGGUAUUAGCACACAAAUGAUAACAGAAAAAGAUAACGGCAUUCCAUAAGUUGGAGGCCUUUCCCUUCAACGCAUUGCAGACAUGGCGUCCAAACUCGACGAUGCUACCGCUGUGGAUGCUCUUCCCGAACUUCCCAAUGUCGUCGACCAGAAGAAGCAAAAGCAGUCUCUGCUCGGCUACUUUUGGGAUACCGCGGAUCUCAGUCCUGAGGAACGGCGUCUGUUGUUCAAAGUAGACGCUUCCGUGCUUAUUUUUGCUUCGUUGGGUUACUUUAUUAAGAAUUUGGAUCAGACCAAUGUUUCGAGUGCAUAUUUCGCUGGCAUGCGCGAAGAGUUGGGAAUGUAUGGAAACGAACUCGUUCAUGCUACGUCUUAUUGGACUGCCGGAUAUGUCAUUGGUCAAGUGCCCUCGAAUCUACUUCUCACCAGAGUAUCUCCGCGCUACGUUAUUCCCGUUCUCGAACUUGCAUGGGGACUCGCAACUCUUGGUACUUAUGCGGUGAAGAACGUGAAGUCACUCUUUGCACUUCGCUUCCUAGUCGGUCUAUUCGAGAGUGGCUUUUAUCCAGGGAUGCACUUCGUUCUUGGAUCAUGGUAUACCCCGCGAGAGCUGGCAAAGCGAUCUGUUAUGUUCUGGACCGCCGGAUCGCUCGGUCAGAUGUUCUCAGGUUUCUUGCAGACCGCAGCGUACAAAAAAUUGAACGGCGUUCAUGGGUUGAGUGGAUGGCGAUGGUUGAUGAUUGUAGACGCCAUCAUAACACUUCCUAUCGCCCUGCUGGGAUUCAUAUUCCUUCCAGAUCUCCCAUUCAAUGCUAAGAAAUCAUUUCUUCUUAGUCCAGAAGAUAUUGCUCUGGCUCGGGCCCGUAUGAAAGCCGUAGGACGCAAAGAAGCCGAGCCAUGGACCCGGGCAAAGCUUCGUCGGAUCCUUACCUCCUGGUACAUCUGGAUCCUACCUAUAGAAUACGUCCUGUGGAACAACGGCAGUGCUCAGUCUCCUAUGCAAUACUGGCUCAAGAGCUUCAACAGCACACCCGCUCCUGUUCCGGGAAGGAAAUACACUGUCUCUCAAAUACAGCUGCUGCCACUUCCUGCAACUGCCGUCUUCGUCGUCACGGCAUGGUUCCUAGCUUGGCAAAGCGACGGACCGUUCAAAGGUCGAAGAUAUCCAUUCAUAUAUCUCGGCGCGGUGCUCUGUCUUAUAUUCAACAUCGCGUGGCUCGCCUUGCCACUGUACAAGAACAUACGCGGUCAUUUUGCCUACUUCUAUCUUAUGACCACUGGGACCACGGCCGGGCCGCUAAUCUUGAAUUGGAUCAGUGAAAUAACACAAGCAGAUACUGAACUCCGGGCUAUCUGUGUCGCUCUUGGAAAUGACCUUGCGUACGUGGUACAAGCUGUUGCUCCAAAUUUUGUCUGGAAGACGACGGACUUUCCGCGAGCCACGAAGGGUUAUCACUGGUCUAUCGGUACGACAUAUUCACGUCAUUUAUUCCGUGUAUGCUUUCUAACUAUCCUCUGACAGUUCUUCAAGUACUUCUGAGUAGGCAUUUCCCUUAUUCGAUGACUACAAUACGUCACUGACAAUGAGCCUGCGCAGUUCUUUGGACUCUUCUCAUACAAUUCCUUCUUCGAAGAGACGAGAGAAAGAAGAAUGGACAACUAGAAAGGACUAUCGAGGCCGGAGAAGCAGCUUCGACUUCAGCACAUAGAGCCGACAUUGACGAUGAUGACCCAGUGAAAGUGAGCGAGGAUGAUGGAGAAGAGAGCAAACAUAAUCGCUGACCUCUACGUACCUUAACGGAUUGAGCCGCUAUAGAUAAUUUAGGCAUUUUUGUAUACGACCAUUAUAAGAUUUUUA
Guyanagaster necrorhizus is the source of this 2222-nucleotide messenger RNA. Its product is annotated as MFS general substrate transporter. The transcript is spliced from 18 exons. Gene Ontology annotation, biological process: transmembrane transport. Gene Ontology annotation, molecular function: transmembrane transporter activity. The record is from RefSeq and is a predicted model, not a curated record. Gene Ontology annotation, cellular component: membrane. Lineage: Eukaryota; Fungi; Basidiomycota; Agaricomycetes; Agaricales; Physalacriaceae. The coding region runs from base 447 to 1883 and encodes 478 amino acids.